AUGGAACAAAUCAUGUUACAGCAGCGAGCUAAGAUGCAAUGGAUAAAGGAUGAGGAUCAAUGCUCACGAGUCUUCUUUUGCAAGAUAGUUCAGCGAUGUGCCACUCGGAGAAUCUUGCAAAUAAAUGAUGAACACGGGACUACCUACUUAGAGCUAGGAGCGGUUAUUAAUGAGUUUGUCUCCUUCUAUCAGGCUCUAUUAAGUGGAGAAAGACGAAGGCAGGUGAUAGAUAUUCGGUAUUUGAGGCCAUGGGCUAGGCAUGUCCUCAAUGAGGAGGAAGGGCUUCAGCUCCUUACACUCGUCACUGUAGUUGACGUCAAACAUGCAGUGUUUGACAUUGUUGAAGAUAAAGCACCUGGACCGGAUGGGUUCUCAUCAGAUUUUUGCUACAAUCAGGCGCGCCUACCUCCUAGAUGUGCACUGAAAGUGGAUAUCCGAAAAGCUUAUGACACGGUAGAAUGGGACUUUCUAUUUGCAGUGUUACACCUGUUUGGAUUCCCAACUACGUUCAUUAGGUGGAUAGAGAAGUGUGUCACGACACCCUCGUUUUCUGUCAGGUUGAAUGGGAAACCUCAUGGUUUCUUUACGGGAUCGAGAUGGUUACGGCAGGGGGACCCUUUAUCGCCAUAUCUUUUCGUUUUCAUAAUGGAGCUUAGAUCUGCAGAUGAUCUGUUGCUGCUCUGCAAAGCUGAUAUGAACUCUACAGGGGUCUUUAAGCAAGGGUUGGACCUAUUCGCCUCCUGGUCAGGUCUCCGGCUUAAUGUGCAUAAGAGUCAUCUUAUCAUCUCUUGA
Messenger RNA from Sesamum indicum (sesame), 792 nucleotides. The record is from RefSeq and is a predicted model, not a curated record. NCBI's taxonomy places the organism in Eukaryota, Viridiplantae, Streptophyta, Magnoliopsida, Lamiales, Pedaliaceae.